This is a messenger RNA of Paramisgurnus dabryanus, 926 nucleotides long. RefSeq names its product C-reactive protein. The record is from RefSeq and is a predicted model, not a curated record. Lineage: Eukaryota; Metazoa; Chordata; Actinopteri; Cypriniformes; Cobitidae.
AUGGAUUGCUAAAUCAGCAGUAACAUGACAGUGGUGCACUACUAUAUAUAAAGAGUUCAGGUUUCUCUGCCUUGUAUUUGAUGUGCAACUGAAACUGGACCAUGAAGAAUCUUGCAUCAUACAUUUUAGUCCUUCUCUGCUGCGGUCUGGCAUGGUCUCAGCUGAAAACAGCGAGAAGAUGCUUAAGGGAGAAGGUCAUCACUUUCUCAAAGCAAACCACAGAAGGCUAUGUACAGCUCCAUGCAAAUGAAACAAUGGAUUUCUCUAAAAUCACUGUGUGUCUGCGAUUUUACACUGAUGAAAACCUUAAAACCAUUAUUCCAUUUUCUUUGUUCACACCUACCUAUUUGACUGAUUUUACUUUAACAUAUUCACCACUUACUAAACAAUACUACCUGACCGUUCAUAAUGGCAAAGCAGCAUUUAAUGGUCUACCAUUCAAUCUGAACCAAUGGAACUCAGUUUGUGCAACCUGGGAUGCCAGCAGUGGUCUCGCACAGAUGUUUGUCAAUGAAGUACCAAGUGUUAAAAAGGCAAUAGGCCCUAAGGAAGCUUUUAAAGGAGAGCCCAAAAUAAUACUUGGCCAGUAUCAGACCGGACCCUCUGCCUUCAAUCCAGAUUACGUGUUCACAGGUUUUAUAUCAGAUGUGCACGUCUAUAAGGAAGUGUUAACCCCGCUUCUCAUAAAGAACUACAUGGAGGCAAAGAUUAAAUUUAAACUGGGUGAUUAUAUAUCCUGGCGCAAUCUUAAACACACUCUUGCCGGGUCUGUGCAAGUGGAAGAGAGGCAUCACGUAACAUUUUAUACUAAGCAAGAUGUGAAUUAAGGUAACGCUGUAUUGCAUUGUAACAUCAAUGUACAAUUGUGAAUGAACACUCUACUUGUUUUAAUGCUGAUCAAAUAAAUAAAUGACAUUGAACGAUGA